GGAUAGAUCGACAAGCGAAUCCCCAACGCCCUCCGACUCGCGUUCGGCAUCAGCUACCGGGCCUCGCCGCCGGGCGAGCACGACGAUGUCGCGAGCUUCGCCGCCGCUUUUCUCCCUACGCUCGACGACAGCGUCAGCGACCCAAUGGAGUGCGACAAGGAGGAGCCGCCGAGGGACCUGAGGAUGGAGUUCGAGUCCUGCUACGUACCGGACCACAACGAGGACGCGCACUUCGGGCACGCCAGGACCGGCGUCAUCGGCGUGGCUGAUGGGCUGAUGGCGUUGGCGGGUAUCGCGGCACGGGGGUGGCGGCGGCGGCCGCCACGCCGGCCCGGCACGCGCGUUUGCCCCCUCGUCCUGCUGGACCUGGCGCACCAUAGGACGGUCCUGUCGCGCACGCCCGCGGCGUCCACGGCGGUCAUCCUCUCGCUCGCGGGCCGGGCUCUCAAGUGGGCGUACGUCGGCGACAGCGGGUUCGCGGUGUUGCGCGACGGCAGGAUCCUGUACCGCUCGAAGCCGCAGCAACAAUUCUUCCACUGCCCCUUGCAGCUCAACGCCACAGGUGGCACCACAGUCGCCGACGCAGCGGGGGGCAAGGUCCCGGCGAAGGAAGGCCGCGACGUCGUGGUGGUGGGCACGGACGGGCUAUUCGACAACGUGUGGGACGACGAGCUGGAGCGGAUCGUGCGGAUGGGCACGGCGAUGGGGUUCUCGCCCAUGGCGGAGGCCAUCGCGGCCUCUGUUCACGAGACGGCGACGUGCAGGUAUAAAGACAUGCCGUACAGCGUCGAGAAGCUGAAGCAUCAGGGGACGGCUACCACAGGCGGGAAGCCGGACGACAUUACCGUCGUCGUCGCGUUCAUUGUAUCAUAUGACUGA
Phragmites australis (common reed) is the source of this 879-nucleotide messenger RNA. RefSeq names its product putative protein phosphatase 2C 24. The record is from RefSeq and is a predicted model, not a curated record. Lineage: Eukaryota; Viridiplantae; Streptophyta; Magnoliopsida; Poales; Poaceae.